This is a messenger RNA of Benincasa hispida (wax gourd), 880 nucleotides long. Its product is annotated as MYB-like transcription factor EOBII. Gene Ontology annotation, biological process: regulation of DNA-templated transcription. Gene Ontology annotation, molecular function: DNA-binding transcription factor activity; sequence-specific DNA binding. Gene Ontology annotation, cellular component: nucleus. The record is from RefSeq and is a predicted model, not a curated record. NCBI's taxonomy places the organism in Eukaryota, Viridiplantae, Streptophyta, Magnoliopsida, Cucurbitales, Cucurbitaceae.
UGUAUAUAUAUAUCACAUCAUCAUUAUAAAGAAUAUAAGAGAGAAGUAAAAGUAUGAUAGCAUGUACUUACAAAGCUCAAUAUUAGUAACAAGCAUCUAAUCUUAUUUGGCUUCUCUAUAAAAACCCUAGCAACCCCUUUAUCUUAUUAACUCUUCAUCUCUCUCUAUCUUCCAUCUUUUUCUCUCUUUCUUUCAUUUCUCUCUCUCUUUGAGGAGAGAUAUUAUAGAAAAAAAUAUGGAUAAAAGAGCAUGCAACAAUAAUAAUAAUAAUAAUUCACCACAAGAUGUGGAGGUUAGAAAAGGGCCAUGGACUAUGGAAGAAGAUUUGAUUCUCAUCAACUACAUAGCCAAUCAUGGUGAAGGUGUUUGGAACUCUCUUGCUAAAUCUGCUGGUCUAAAACGUACCGGGAAGAGUUGUCGACUCCGGUGGCUGAACUACCUACGUCCCGAUGUCCGACGAGGCAACAUCACCCCGGAGGAACAACUGUUGAUUAUGGAACUGCAUGCAAAAUGGGGAAACAAGUGGUCAAAAAUAGCAAAGCAUCUUCCGGGAAGGACCGAUAACGAGAUAAAAAACUAUUGGAGGACGAGAAUUCAAAAACACAUAAAGCAAUCCCAUGUGUUCCACACUCCAAGCAGCACAAAUAUAUUACUAUCUCAAGAUCAUCAAAUAAAUGAACAAGCUGCAAGUUCAAGUAGUUGCCAAAUUUCAUACACAAUGGAUCCAAUGGAAACCUAUUCUCCUCCAACAUACUCUCAAAACAUUGAUGCUUUUUCAGUGCCUUUGCCCCCAACUGAUAAUUCCAAUGACAAUUAUUGGAGCAUGGAGGAUCUCUGGUCUAUGCAACUUCUCAAUGCUGAAUAAAAUCAAAUAAAUUAA